GUUAGGGACCAGCCGGUGGUAGCCUCUAGCGGCCCACAGACCAGAAUUCCCCAGGGCGCGGAAUCUAAGUUCCGACUUGCUUGUUCACCAGAGCCCCUGAUGGUGGGGAUGGACUUGGAGCAAACCGAGACCAGGUUGCGACCCCCUGGUGCAACCAGCUGUGGAAGAGGCACCUGUUGGUGGUACAGCAGCAGGUGAAAGUCUGAUGUGAGGAGGUAGAGUAAGCAAGGUCAGACAGGCUGGGUCGGAGAUCAAAAGUGCAGGAGCAGGCAGGAGAAUGGUCAGGCAAGCCAGGGGUCAGAGCAGGAGAAGUCAGCAGAUCAGGAUCAGGCAGGGUCAGCAGCAAAGUAAACUCACAGGAACACAG
Staurois parvus is the source of this 367-nucleotide messenger RNA. The record is from the annotation of a GenBank genome assembly. Lineage: Eukaryota; Metazoa; Chordata; Amphibia; Anura; Ranidae.